AACGUCGUUGUGUUGUGUUGCAUUGUGCGGACCUUCUCAGCAGUUUUAUUUCUACGGGUUUAUUUCUUUCCACUUGUGCUGGGUGCUUGUCACGCUGUAGAUGCAGCGAAGCGUGAAGAAUCGUAUGCUCUCCUGAGAACUGCUUCAAACGAGAUGCCGGGAAUACGGUGUUUCCAGUGCCAUAAGUGCAAGAAAAGGGAAGUAACGCUCAGAUCUCUCUUCAGACAUUUUCAUGCGGUCCACGGGCAUGAACGCGACUGGCUGUUAGAGGUUGCAUGAAGACUUAUGUCACAUAUGGAGCUUACCGAAAACAUGCUUCAAGGCAUCACGCUGAGGUAUUUGAAAAUGCCAACUCUCUAGGGGACACUGAAUGUGACAUACUUCAGCAGAAUAUGGUGUUCUCUGAUGAUGUGCCAUUAGACAAUGCUGACAUGCCAACAGUUACCGACGUGGCUGCAACUCCAUCUGCUUCCACCACAGAAUGUGAGCAGAGAGGUGUGGCUGGUUCAUCUUGUGACAAGUGAGACUUUUUGAAUCACUUUGCACAUAUGCAACUCAAGUGGAAGGAAACAAGAAAGCUGCCAGAAUCAACUCUGCAGGAAAUAUCUACAGAUGUUAUGUUGUACAUGCAGGACCUGUUUGAGCAUUUCAUUUCGCAGUCUUCAGAUUCCACGGCGGAUGCACAAUUGUUUCUUCACCACAAGCUUGAGGAACUGCUCAGUAGAAAGAAACGGGAAAACUACUGGAAGUCCUGUCUUUCAUUUGUCAAGCCACAGGAAAUUUGCUUAGGACAAGACCCGAGAGGAAAAAAUGAGUCCUAUAGCUAUGUUCCUGUUUUAAAAGUUCUUGAGGCGUCACUAGCAAACUUGGCAGUUGAUGUACACCCUUCACAAAAAGUGACAUCAACAGAAUACCUUGAGGAUGUAUUUGAUGGAAGUGCUUUUAAAAAUCACACAUUCUUUCAAGGCGACACCGAAAAGAUUUGCAUUCAGUUAUACAGUGACGAAUUUGAAGUUUGCGACCCCCUUGGCAGCAGAAGAGGCAAACAGAAAAUGGUUGCUGUUUAUUAUACAGUUCUGAAUACAGAAAUCGAGAAAAGGUCAAAGAUUUCAUCAAUUCACCUCGCGAUUCUUGCCAAGGAGAAGCUUGUCAUAAAGUAUGGCUUGAAGAAAAUAUUUGAACGUUUUGUCAAUGACAUAGCAGAGCUCGAAAAAGUGGGUAUCAUUGUUGAUGGACGGGUUUUCAAAGGAAGUGUGUUUUGUGUAACUGGCGAUAACCUGUCGCAGCAUAAACUAGGGGGAUUUAAGUGUAGUUUUAGUCGUGGGAGGAUAUGCCGACAUUGCAUGGCAUUACGGCACGUAAUAUCAUGGAAGCAUAGACCCUCCGAAUUUCUGGAGAGAACUCCAGCUGUGCAUCAGCAACACCUGAAAUUAGCUUCACAGGGUGUGAGCUGUCUUCCCCUCUAUGGAGUGCGCGGUGAGUGUGCAGUCUCAUUUUCUGGCUUUGAACCCACUCUGCAUCUUCCGCCUGACCUCAUGCAUGAUUUGCGUGAGUCAUUCCAUUUUUGCUAAAACAGGUCAUAUCUUCUCUCCUUAAACAAAACAUAAUAAACUUAGAAGUACUGAACAACGCGAUUAUGAGCCAUCCCUAUGGCCAAACUGACAGGCGAAAUAAACCAGAAGUAUUGACUGUGAGCAUGUUGCAAAAGAAAGGUGCACUCAAAGGCAGCGCUUCACAGAUGUAUUGCCUAUUCCGAUAUCUGCCAUUUUAUGUUGCAGAGCAUGUACCUAGAAGCAACAAGGUUUGGGCGCUCUAUCUUUUAUUCAGGAAGAUUGUUGAUAUAAUCAUGAGCAAGCGAGUGACUGUUGAACAAAUUGCAUAUCUUGAAAUGUUUAUUUCAUGCUUCUGUGUCGAUUUCAAAAUGUUAUUUCCAAGUACCGCAGUCCCAUGCAAAUUGCAUUAUGUCAUACAUUAUCCAAUGUACAUGUUGAUGUAUGGACCACUUGUUCGCCUAUGGUCCAUGCGAUAUGAAGCAAAACAUCAGUACUUCAAAGAUUUAUCCACAAAGCUAAGAAAUUUUAAAAAUAUUAGUUCUACUUUGUCAAACUGCCAUCAGGCAUACGAAAUGUAUAUACACUCACUUGAACACAGUGGCAUGCGAAUGGUCACCACUGGCUGCAAGCCUGUGUUGUUUGAGCAUCUGCCUACUGAUGUGCAGAAUCACAUAGCUGCAAAUGCCAUGGAUGCAGAGAAUGUCUUUUCUCUUGCAUCUGUGAAACUUCAGGGAACUCUGUAUACAGUUGGUAGUGUCCAACGCAUUGAUUUGUCUGAAGAUGAACCAUCUUUUGCAACACUGAGUGGUAUAUUUUCGAUAAGAAGGAAAAUUUUGAUGUAUGCUAGAAAACUUCAGACAAUCAUGUUUGACGAGCAUUAUCAUGCGUAUGUAGUCAGACGCUGUAUUGAAAGCACCGUGAUAACCGAUAUUUCAGGCCUUGAAGCAAAUGACUUGAGCAUGCAUACUCUUGGAAGCAGAACCUUCGUUUCAGCUCGACAUGCUAUGAUGUAAAUUGAACAUGCAGUUUUGUGUAUCUUGUUUCUGUAUAACCAUGACCUUGUAUCUGGGUUACACGUCGCUUGAUGCUACACUUUUGUUAUAUUGAAUUUCAUGCCACAUUGAGCUUCAGCUCGUAGUGAACUUUCACUUAUUAUUGCAUUUUGGUGUGUGUGUGUGUGUGUGUGUGUGUGCCUGUGGAAUGCAUUACAAUGCUGUAUAUUACUUUUUUGUUGAAUAGCACAUUUGCUUCCAUUAUUUAAAUUUGUAUCGCAUUGCUCACUAAGCUCUUAAUCAUUUUUUGCUGCAAUACCACAAAGUGAAUAUUUUAGGGACCCACGGUGUUAGCUUAUGUUAACUAUCACUUAUAUUUGUUUGUGUGUGUGUGUGUAUGCAAAAUAUAUUGCAGAGUUCUAUAAUAAACUAUUUGUCUGUGUUGUUUAACUCUGUAUCUUAUUACUCUCUGAACUAUGAACGGUUUCUUUUGCUUGCUUUCAUGUAGCUGCAGUAACGCAAAAGUGUCUCUGAUAGGUGUCCUUGGUGUUGUCAUGCUAUUGAGAGAUAGCCUUUUCCACAGGCUCCUUAGCUGUCAUGUCCAGUUUUGAUGGUGAAAUCUUACAUGCAAAGGUGCAAUGACUGUCAUGUACAGUUUUGAUGGCGAAAUUCACAUUCAAAGAUGCGAAGUACUGACUUCAGAAAAUUAUGAACAGUGUUAUAAAUGCUCACUAGAAGUAUGCAUUUACACUGAGUACAUCUUGAACAUUCACUUUUAUGUUAACUUUGAAAUAGAACCAAAUGUUGCCAUUAGGCUUUGUUGGUGUGCAACAUAAGUAGGCUGUCGAAGUUUUGUUGAAUAUGUUUGAUAUGUUGCGAAAAAGAUUACUGCUUCAUCUUUUAAUACUGCUCCACAUAUUUAUCAUUUUGAGACUCUUUGAAAGGUGGAUGCUUGAUGUGCGCCAUCAUAGCUUUCGGCGAACUUGUGUGUCGAGGCUCCAGUUCCUUUUAUGCCUUUGCAUUGCGCUUCAGUGGCUUCAAGUGCCAUUCCACUGUCCAUUUCACUAGCUGAGAAAGCAAACUGAGCCUCUAGACAUCUCCACUAGAUCCUUAUGCUUUUACCUUGUCUACAGCUAUUGAGCAUUACAAGGAUUUAGUUAGCAAUAUCUCAUGCUUUGUUACAUAACGAUAUUGCAAGGAGUGGCAGAACUGUAUCUUUUCUUUUCAACAUGCUAGAGUCAAGUAGCUCUCAAUGUUGGCGAGCUGCACAUGCAUAUUUUGCAAUGUUUUCUAGAAUGCCAUGUAUUAAAGCUGAUCUGUUGAUUCUUGA
Messenger RNA from Rhipicephalus sanguineus (brown dog tick), 3875 nucleotides. RefSeq lists its product as uncharacterized. The record is from RefSeq and is a predicted model, not a curated record. Lineage: Eukaryota; Metazoa; Arthropoda; Arachnida; Ixodida; Ixodidae. The transcript is spliced from 2 exons. Bases 549 to 1571 code for a protein of 340 amino acids.